This is a messenger RNA of Oppiella nova, 980 nucleotides long. NCBI's taxonomy places the organism in Eukaryota, Metazoa, Arthropoda, Arachnida, Sarcoptiformes, Oppiidae. The record is from the annotation of a GenBank genome assembly.
GGCCCCGAUUCUGGAACGGAAACAUUAAAGGUAUGGCCGGUUUGGUGAGAGUGAACGGACAGACCUACGAGUUUAUGGGUCACCCGACUCAGGACGACAUCGGCACCAAAUUGCAGGCCAAACAGGUGUCCCUUAAGGUGACUCCCACUCAGUCUAUAUUCACGUUCAAUGCCGGCCCCAUCGCACUGGCAGUCAAUUUCUUCACACCCAUCGACCCGACAGAUCUCAAGCGACUGUCACUCCCGGCCUCUUAUAUAUCUGUGAGCGCCUGGUCUCUGGAUUCUGACACUCAUGAGGUUGAGGUAUAUCUCGAUAUAUCUGCCGAAUGGACGUCCGGUGACUCCAAUGAAGAGGUGGUUUGGGAAAUGAUUGAAGUCAUAGGAAGUAAUACUAUACUUAACGCCGAUAUGAGACUCAAGAAUCAGAAACCCUUUCAGGAAACAGACCAAUUUGAGGCCCAAUGGGGAACAGUCAAGUUCUUCACCGAUACCACAGUCACUCAUGAGAUCAAUGCCUGUCCAACAAUGCGCUCACAUUUUGUAAAGAAUGGUAAACUCGACAAUACUAUUGACCAGAAGUUCCGCAAAAUCAACGACAACUGGCCGGGUGUCGGAUACGCCCGCACUAUGACUGCCAGUCCACUGAAAGAUAGGGCGCCCAGUGUUGCCUACUAUGGUGUGGCACACGUUAGACGACCCGCUAUUGAAUACACGGACUCCCAGUUGAAUCAGCUCUGGGAAGACUAUUUCAAUGGCGACGCUAACAAAAUGGUAUAUUAUGUCUAUGAGGACAGGGAGGACGCCCUUAAACGUGCCAAUGCUCUCGACGACCGGGUGGUCGCCGACGCUAAGAGGGUCGGAGGGGACAGUUACGUCAAAAUAGUGUCAGCCGCGCUCAGACAGGCUUACGGCGCUAUUGAACUGAUGGGCACAGUAUCCAAGCCAUGGAUGAUGUUGAAGGAGAUCUCAUCCAAUGGCAAC